Limanda limanda (common dab) is the source of this 7746-nucleotide messenger RNA. It is a transcript of the gene polq, whose product is annotated as polymerase (DNA directed), theta. Gene Ontology annotation, biological process: double-strand break repair via alternative nonhomologous end joining; DNA-templated DNA replication. NCBI's taxonomy places the organism in Eukaryota, Metazoa, Chordata, Actinopteri, Pleuronectiformes, Pleuronectidae. The record is from RefSeq and is a predicted model, not a curated record. The coding region runs from base 1 to 7746 and encodes 2581 amino acids. Gene Ontology annotation, molecular function: ATP binding; DNA binding; DNA-directed DNA polymerase activity. The transcript has 37 exons.
AUGAGCACCUCGGGUCCUCCGAAGAGGAAGAGCUACAUGGGUCAGCACCAGAUCAAGAAGAAACAAGGCCUCCAUGCUCCUGAGGAGCCUCUACCAGGGGACAGACAGGCAGACAGCAGGGACAGCCUCAUGGGUGGGGGUGCAGUGUUCCCGCUGGGAGAAUCCACAUUAGCCCUUGAUGCAGAGUUGCUCCAGGUGCUGGACGCUGUCGACCCUCCGAAGCCUGCAGCUCGCCCAACACCAGGAGAGAGAGAUGCCCAUGAGGAGCCAGCGUCAUCGGCGGCCUUUGGCCCGGCACACUCGCUUGCACCAGUUGGAGACAAUAAGCGGGAGAGCAGCAGAGCCCCCACAGGUCAGGGACCCCGGGGAGCCCCCAGCGCCCGGGAGAGGGUCUCUGGGCGAAGUGUUGAUUGUGAGAGACCAGGUUGGACGGAUGAGUGCAAAGAUCUCGCUCAGAAGCUUCUAUUCAGUGAGGAUUCGGAGGAAGCAGAAGGCGCUAAGAAGGGUUCAGAAAGAGAACAGCUGGUGCCUGCAUCAGCCGACAUUAAGAAGCCACCAUGUCGAGACAUAACAGACAGUCAGCGAGCAGGCAGCUCCAACAAGCAGAAGGGUGCGCCCAGAAGAAAGAGCCCUCCUGGAUCAAGUGAGAACGCUGCCCCCCCUCUGGAUGUGUCCAGAGACUACAUCUUGUUCAGCCCCACGCGCCUCACAGCUGCCAUGAAGCGGGCCAAGCUCCAGCAGUCGCUACAGAACCAGUCGGCCUCUGUGCUCACAAUCCCCACUGGAUUAGAGCUCAGUUCUCUCAGUGACACCUUGCCUCAGCCAGGCAUUGUCCUGUGUGCUCCAUUGAAUCAAGCUGAAAUGCUGCAGUUGUCCAGCUGGGGUUUGCCUAAGGCCGUCCUGGAGCGCUACCAGAAACACAACGUGACUUGCAUGUUCGAGUGGCAGGCUCAGUGCCUCACUGUGGGACAGGUGCUGCAGGGAGGUAACCUGGUGUACUCCGCUCCCACUAGUGCUGGAAAAACUCUGGUGUCCGAGCUGCUGAUGUUGAAACGUAUUUUGGAGACUAAAAGAAAAGCACUCUUCAUUUUACCUUUUGUCUCUGUGGCUAAAGAGAAGAUGCACUAUCUUCAAAGUGUAUUUGAAGAGGCAGGAGUUCGUGUGGAGGGAUACAUGGGCAGCACUUCAGCUGCUGGAGGGUUCAAAGCCCUGGAUGUGGCUGUUUGCACCAUAGAAAAAGCCAACUCUCUGAUCAACAAACUCAUUGAAGAGGACAGUAUGGGUCUACUAGGUAUGGUGGUGGUGGACGAGUUGCAUAUGGUCGGGGAUUCUGGGAGAGGAUACCUGCUCGAACUGCUCUUGACCAAAAUCCGCUACGUAGCCCGGAAGCAGAACACCACAGGGUCUUUGUCUGAGGGUGUACAGAUAAUAGGUAUGAGCGCCACCUUGCCUAACCUCUCCCUCCUGGCCAGCUGGUUAGGUGCUGAGCUUUACCAGACUGACUACAGACCUGUUCCCCUGCUGGAGCAUCUCAAAGUGGGCUGCAACAUCUACGACAAGAGCCUCUCCGUGGUGCGACAGUUCACCCCGGCCCUCCACAUUAAGGGUGAUGACGACCACAUAGUGAGCCUGUGUUAUGAGACGGUGAGUGAUGGCCGCUCUGUGCUGAUGUUCUGCCCCUCAAAGAACUGGUGCGAGAAACUAGCAGACAGUAUCGCAAGGGAGUUCUACAACCUCAGACUGGCUGAUGGUCAGGGCGACACUAACCUCAGACCAGUGGCUCUGGAUCAAGAGGGUCUAGUGGAUGUUUUAGCCCAGUUGAGACGAACUCCUGCUGGGCUUGACCCCAUCCUCCAGCGGACUGUGCCAUGGGGCGUGGCCUUCCACCAUGCAGGGCUGACAUUCGAUGAACGCGACGUGCUGGAGGGAGCUUUUCGUCAGGGCAUGCUCAGGGUCCUAGCUGCCACCUCUACUCUCUCUUCAGGAGUUAAUCUCCCAGCGCGCAGGGUCAUCAUUCGAACCCCGACUUUCAAUGGACACCUGUUGGACCCGCUCACGUACAAACAGAUGGCAGGACGAGCAGGGAGAAAAGGAGUUGACACUAUAGGUGAGAGUGUGUUGGUUUGUAAGGAGGCGGAGCGUCAGAAAGGCAUUAUCCUCCUCAAAGGUGCUCUUCAGCCAAUCAGCAGCUGUCUGGUGAGAAAGGAAGGGGAAGGUGUCACCACGAGCAUGCUGCGAGCCAUCCUGGAGAUCAUUGUUGGCGGUGUAGCCAGCACUCCAAAGGAUGUGUCAUUGUACGCCUCGUGUUCUCUUCUGGCUGCCAGCUCGAAAUGUGACGGCAAAUCCAGAUCAGACGAAGGGACCAACAAAGGGGCUAUUGAGGCCUGUGUUGAAUGGCUGAUGGAUAAUGAAUUUAUUAGCAUCCAGAAGGAGGGAGACGAGGAGCGAUACUGUCCCACUCAACUCGGCGGCGCCACCCUCUCCUCCUCCCUCUCCCCUCCCGAGGCUCUGGGAAUAUUUGCAGAUCUCCAGCGUGCCAUGAAGGGCUUUGUGCUGGAAAAUGAUUUGCACAUUCUUUAUCUGAUCACCCCGUUGUAUGCAGAGUGGACGACCAUAGAUUGGUAUCAGUUCUUCCGUCUGUGGGAGCAGCUCUCGUCAUCGAUGAAAAGAGUGGCAGAGCUGGUCGGCGUCCAGGAAGGUUUUCUCGCCAGGUCUGUCAGCGGCAAACUGGUCGCCAAGACAGAAAAGCAGCGUAGACAGAUGGCAAUUCAUAAACGGUUUUUCACCACCCUUGUACUCCAGGAUCUGGUGAAUGAGGUGCCUUUGGGAACAGUUGCUUCUAAAUACACCUGCAAUCGUGGGCAGUUACAGUCUCUCCAGCAGUCUGCUUCUACUUAUGCAGGUAUGGUGACAGUGUUCUGCAAGCGUCUGGGCUGGCACAACAUGGAGCUGCUGCUGUCCCAGUACCAGACCAGGCUGAGCUUUGGAGUCCAGAGGGAGCUGGUGGACCUGGUCCGAGUCUCCCUCCUGAAUGCAACACGAGCCAGAGCGCUCUACACACAAGGGCUCUGUACUGUCGCUGAACUAGCCAGGGCCACUGUGGCUGACGUGGAGAAAGCCUUAAGGAAUGCAGUCCCAUUCAAGAGCUCCAAACGUGCAGUGGAUGAAAGUGAGAUGGAGGUGGCGGAGAGACGGAAGCUUCGCUGUGUCUGGGUGACAGGUGGGCGGGCCCUGACGGAGCAGGAAGCAGCCAACGAGAUUGUUUCUGAGGCGAGGCUCCUCCUCCGGGAAGACCUGGCAAGGCUAGGAGUUCAGUGGGACCCGACGACACUUCCUCCUGGAGCUCCUGGUGUCAUCAGCCCUGACGACCAUCACAGCAGUGGCUCGGAAACCUCAUCUGGCUCAAAUCUCAUCUCACACGAAGCGCAGGGAGGUAACACUAAAGACGGCCAGGAGGGAGGCGGGCUCAAGAAAAAAAGACAAACACCCAUGAGGCCAGAAAAAGAAGAGGAAGAGCCCAAAAAAUCAGAGGAGAAAAGUGAAAGCACAGUCUCAAUCAGACCAGUGGGUCAGCAAGCAAAACAGCCCGUUCUUGAAAGAAGUCUGACGCAGGAGUUGGCGGAGAUUGUUUCCAGCCCUCUGCCUCUGUCACUGCCCCAUCCUCAGCCCACGCCUCCUCCAAUGCCUCCUCCUCGUUUCAGAGCCCCGAUAUCCUGGGUGGCAGAACAACGUAGUGUUUCCACAAGGACUUUAAAAAGAGACGGCACCACAGGGGGUUCUGCCUCACCUCUGCAGCAAAGUAGACAGAAGCACUCAAGGGCUCUGAGCAAAGUCCUGAACUCCAUACAAACUGACAAAUGUCCCCAAGAUAACGUAGAGACUGUGCGAACAUCCCCGCUGAAAUCGGCCGACACCUCAGGACCUGCAGUCCAGCAGUUGACCUCUGACCCCGGGCCACAAACUCCUCCCUCAGUUUCUGGCCCGACAAACGGCGCCACAUCAGAUCCUCCGUUAUUCUCUCCGGAAGCCAAGCGGAGAAGGGUAGAGGCCGGAGAGGUGGAUAAGUUCUCCUCUCCGGAGCUGUACGAGGAGGAUGAGGGAGAUGUUGAAAAGGGACAGGAGAGCUUCGGCGACAGCUUUGAAUUGGACACUCAGACAGAAAGAAUUCUCGUUCAGCAGUCAUACGAGUACAGGAAUGAAAAAGGAAGGAAUGAGAUGUUAGAAACAGAAAAGACAAAAGAGGAGGGAAUGGUAGAAACAGCUGUCGAGCCCGAGGGAGACGACGGACCUGCCCCUAACAACCCAUGUCCCAGAUUCAACAUCUCUCUUACAGUCAGCCAGAUGGAGCUCAUCCUCAACACCAGCCACCAGAUGUCUCCUGGUCGUGGUGGAGGUGAUAACAUGGAUGAAGGUCAAAAUGAAGGUGGUGACGAUGGUCCUGACGCCCCUGCUGCCAAUCAGGUUGCUUCUGAGAGUCCUAACAGAAGCAGCAGCUUCCUGUUCGACAGCCUGUAUGACAGCGCCCUGCUGGCUGGUCUGAGCCCACACCACCAGUCAGAUGAGGAGGAAUCUGACGACCAGGAGCAGAAGUGCCCCCUUCCAUCGACCCAGGAGCGACGACGCAGUGAGCUCCUCGCCAACCAGGAGGCCGACAAGCAGGAGGCAGUGCAGUGGGGCGAGUCCUCCUUCAACCUGUCGGAGUGGGGCGACUCGCUGUUAGUGGGCGAGCAUUUUUUGGAGAGGCAGAGCUUGCUCAGGCACACGGAGAGAACGCAAAAGGAGCAAGAAGGAUUACAUCAAGCUCAGGAAGCCAACGCAAAGGAACAGCUGUCGGCUUCUCCGUCUGAACCUGGGCCGAUACAAACCCUACCCGAGCGCACUGCAAGUCAACGUGAGCGUGACAAGGACACAGCUACAGAGUGCACUGAGGACAACAGAGCAAAUCCACCUCAGCCCUCAAUACAAGCGGGCAGAAACACAGGAAAGCUGAAUGUGCAACCUGCCGCCGAGAGCGAAUCUCAGUCGGCACUCACCUCCAGUCAGGAAGCUGAGAAUGUCACAGAGAGACCAGGAUCUGCUGGUGACCUCAUUCCCCCCACCCAGGAAACGCCGCCGGUCACCCCCAGAGUAAAACUGACCACCUCCUCGGUCCAGUCGCCUCUCACCACCAAGCCCCUGAACCAGUCGACCCCCUCAACCCUUCCUCCACGGAAACAGGCAGCCCGGAAAUGUCGUAAAUCUCUCUCAGGACACGGUCAUCCUCCAUCAGAAGCUACCGACACUAAACAGCCCAACUCUGAUCGGAGCCACAAACACCAGCUCGAGAAAACAAAAUCUUUAACUACACUUCCUGAAUCCGAGCUCAGGUCUGUUCAAUGCUCCAAAACCAAACCUGUGCUCCGCAGCAACCAGCAGCUCAGCCGUCCUCCACAGGUCACUCCUCCGUCCUCUCACCGACCAAAGACUCCCCCCGAUACAGAGUCGCCAGUCGCUGAAGGCUUCACUCUUCAGCUGUCCCAAGAAGCAUCACUAAAUUCCAGCAGCUCUGGGUCUUUCUCCAUCAUAGACGUGGCGAGCGACAGGGGCCUAUUUGAAACUUUCAUCCGAGAGUGGAAAACGAAGGAGCGCUACUCUCUGGCGUUGGCCUGUGAAAAGAGGGAGCGCAGAGAGCAGCCUGAGGAGGAAAUAGGAGGGAAACACAAGAGAGCAUCAGCAGCCCAUCAGAAGCUCAAUGGUUUUCCAGUGAGAAACAGUGAUGGACUGGUGCUGAUUGGACUGUCGGUCUGCUGGGGAGCAAGAGACGCGUACUACGUGUCUCUGCAGCAGGUGCAGAGCAAAGGUUUGAGCUCCAGUCUGGCUCCUCCUCUGCUGGAUGAGGGUCUGCCAGUAAGUGAGAGGCUGGAGCAGGUGAGGGCUUGUCUGAGCCGGCCAGCAGAGGGUCCCAGUGGGGUAGUGGUAGUCACUUAUGACAUCAUCCAGGUGUACAAGACGCUUGUACUGAGCUGUGGCAUCAGCUUGGAGGGCAGCUGUGAGGACCCCAAGGUCGCCUGCUGGCUGGUGGACCCCGGCAGUGAGGAGAGGACCCUGCCCAACAUGGUGACUGUCUUCUGUCCUGAAGAGCUACCUCUGCUGGAUGGACUCGGAAAUGCACAUGCACACUGUCCCCGUGUCAGAGCAGCGACCAAGAGCGUGCUCGUACAUGCUGUCAUGAAGCACGUCCGCGGCCUGCUGGAGCAGGACGGCAUGCUGGAUCUAUUCAGGAGCAUUGAGAUGCCUUCUCAGGUGAGUUUGGCUCUGUUGGAACUGAAUGGAGUGGGCUUCAGUGCCGAGGAGUGUGAGAGACAGAAACACGUGAUGCAGGCCAAGCUCUCCACGCUGGAGUCUCAGGCGUACAACCUGGCUGGACACGGCUUCUCGCUCACCAGUGUUGACGACAUCGCACAGGUUUUGUUCUUGGAGCUUCACUUGCCUCCAAAUGGUGACGUGGGCGGAUCAAAAAGUAAGAAGACUCUGGGCUACACCAGGAGAGGCGGUGGCAGAGUGCGGCUUGGAAAGCAGUUCAGCACCACCAAGGAUGUUCUGGAGAAACUGUGCCCCUUGCACCCGCUGCCAGGUGUGAUUCUGGAGUGGAGGCGGAUCACGAAUGCCCUGACCAAAGUGGUGUUCCCCCUGCAGAGGGAAAAAAAAUAUCAUCCUUCACUGGCCAUGAACAGAAUAUACCCCAUCGCCCAGACACACACAGCCACAGGUCGAGUGAGCUUCACUGAUCCCAACAUACAGAACGUCCCCAAAGACUUUGAGAUCGACAUGCCCACGGAGGUGGAUGAGAGUCCUCCUUCACAAAAGGCCUGCCAGAACAAACCAGGAAAGAAGAGACGCUCUGCGGUGCCUUCAGGUCCAGCUGGAGCUGCAGGACAAGGCCCGACUUUCUCCGUCAGCAUGAGACACGCCUUUGUACCGUUUUCAGGAGGAAUGAUAUUAGCAGCCGAUUAUUCCCAGCUGGAGUUGAGAGUGUUGGCUCAUCUGUCCAAGGAUCAGCGACUUCUGCAGGUGCUGAAUGGAGGAGCAGACGUGUUCCGCUGCAUCGCCGCCGAGUGGAAAAGUAUCGACCCAGAGACGGUGAAUGACAACCUGAGGCAACAGGCGAAACAGAUUUGUUACGGUAUCAUUUACGGGAUGGGAGCCAAGUCUCUUGGGGAACAAAUGGGAGUGGAGGAGAAUGAUGCAGCCUGCUACAUAGAGAGUUUCAAGUCCAGAUACAAAGGCAUCAAUGCUUUUCUUAAAGAAACUGUGAAGAACUGUGUAAAGAACGGCUACGUCCAGACUCUGAAGGGCCGCAGGAGGUACCUCCCUGGAAUCACUAACUCCAGCUCGCACAUCAAAGCACAUGCAGAGCGUCAGGCGGUGAACACGACUGUUCAGGGUUCAGCAGCAGACAUUGUUAAACUCGCCACCGUGAACAUCCAGAAGCGACUGAGGAAAACCUAUGCUGCUGCUCCCGCGUCCCACCAGCACACACUCUCAGCCAGGAACCAGAGCAGGACUCGGAUGUCUCACCUAAGAGGAGCCUACUUUGUCCUGCAGCUGCAUGAUGAGCUCAUCUAUGAAACCACAGAGGACGACCUCAUCCAGGUUGCUCAGAUAGUAAAGAGAGAGAUGGAGUCGGCAGUAAAACUUUACGUAAAGCUCAAGGCCAAAGUCAAGGUGGGACCCAGCUGGGGGAACCUGCAGGACAUCGAUCUGUAA